CGAUUAUUUUGAACUUCCGUUGUCGUCAACCUCUCUCUCUAAAUAGUUCUGGUCAGACUAUUGGGAUUAUUAGUUAAUGGCUCCGGCUCUGGUCUGGAACAGAACCAGAGGUUUACCACCCCCUGGGAGGUAAAACCUCCCAACUGCAAACUCAAUGGGCGUGCCCUGGUAUUAGCACUGCGCAAGCAGGAAGAAGGACCCAGUGCGUUCCUAGCUUUUAUAUACUAUCUAUGGUUCCUAGACUUGAGACUGCACACAACAUAAAUAUCUACGAAAAGGCAUCAUGGUGAACUGCUGUGGUCUACUUACUGCCACCAAGGAACCAGUUCCUCUGAAGAGCGUCGAUGUGGAGGUCACGGUGCGAGAUCACGUGGCGACGGUCGCCGCCACCCUGCUGUAUGAGAACAAAGAGCAGAGCCCCAUCGAGGCCGUCUUCGUCUUCCCGUUGCCCGGCGAUGCCGCCGUCUGCCAUUUCAGCGCCAAGAUCGGCCAGUCGGAGGUGGUCGCCGAAGUGCGGGAGAAGCAGAAGGCUCGCGAGGAGUAUGACGACGCGCUCACCAGGGGCCAGCAGGCCUUCCUAUUGGAGGAGAGCGAGAAGAGCCCGGACGUGUUCUCCCUGAGCGUGGGCAGUCUGCCUCCAGGGGAGAGCGCCUCCAUCAGGCUGGAGUACGUCACUGAGCUCGCAGUCCAGGCUGACGACGGCCUGAGAUUCUGCCUGCCUGCCGUGCUAAACCCACGCUAUCAGCCUUUGGGCAGUGAUGGCGGUGCUGGGACCAUCAGCUUCGGCCCUGGCACCUCUGUACCAGCCAGUCUGGUGCCCUACAGUCUGUCUCUCUGUGCCAGUGUCUGUUCUCCACGGCCCAUCACUAAAGUGGAAUCCAACUGCUCCCUGGACCCGGUGCAGUACCUCAACCAACAGCAGACCCAGGCCGCAGUAAAGCUGGCUGCGGGGCAUAAGUUUGACCGGGAUGUAGAGCUGCUGUUGUAUUACAAAGACUCCCACCUGCCUACGGCUGUGGUGGAGGCGGGCUGUGCGUCUGCUAAGCCUGGUUCUCUGAUGGGCGACCCGGUGGUCAUGGUCAGCCUCUACCCCGAGUUCCCGCCGGCGGUGAUGUCAUUAAUGACCAAGUCUGGGGAGUUCCUGUUUGUGAUCGAUCGUUCUGGAAGCAUGAGUUCGCCCAUGAGUAAUGCAGAUAGCAGUCAGAUUCGCAUUGAUAGUGCCAAGGAAACACUGCUUCUCCUGUUGAAGAGCCUUCCGAUUGGCUGCUAUUUCAACAUCUACAGCUUUGGUUCCAGUUAUACCCACAUCUUCCCGCAGAGUGUAGUUUACAGCCAGCAGACAAUGGAUGAAGCUCUGAAGGUGAUUGAGGACCUGCGGGCCGACAUGGGAGGAACAGAAAUUCUUGAACCACUUAAGCAUAUCUUCAAGCAACCCUGCAUCCCCAGUCAGCCAAGACAACUGUUUGUCUUUACUGACGGCGAGGUGUCUAACACCAAGGCAGUGAUAGAUGUGGUGAAGAGGAAUUCUGGUUCUCACAGGUGUUUCUCUUUUGGUAUUGGCGGGGGAGCCAGUACGGCCCUCAUCAACGGGUUGGCCAAAGAAGGACGGGGCCACGCCCAGUUCAUCGUCGGUGCUGACAGAAUGCAGUCCAAAGUGAUGCAGUCACUGCGCUUUGCUCUGCAACCGGCUGUGGUGGACAUCUCUGUCACAUGGGAUGUACCUGCCGGUGUGUCAGUCACUACACUUACUCCGCCCAUCACAAACCUCUUCCAGGGUCAGAGGUCAUUGAUCUAUGCCCAGCUCACUGGAGAGAGCUCUGGGGAUGCAGAGGGCUGUGUGACAGUGAAAUAUAGCCUGGCAGAACAUCCUACUCAGAAUCAGCUGAAUUUCAGCCUCAAGCCGACAGAGGACACAGGGUUGACUGCCCACCGACUGGGGGCUCGGACCCUGAUUCGCUCUCUGGAGGUGGAGGCAAACGAACCCGGUGACCUUAGCGACCAAGUCAAGGCAAAGGAAAAGGUGGUCGAAGUCAGUGUCCAAUCAGGAGUGAGCAGCUCCCUUACCGCCUUCAUCGCCGUGAACAAGGGCAACGGGGAGGCUUUACAAGGGCCUCUUCUGCGCAGAAAUGUGCCGGCACCGAGGAUGAAGAUGGGCCAGAUGUCGGCGCAAAUGGCGCAACAGAGGCAAAUGCAGCAAAUGCCAAUGGCAAUGGCAAUGCCAAUUUCAAGAGGUGGUUCGCCCAUGCCUCUUUUUGCAAACCGUGUACCGAUGUCCAGUAAAGGUCUGUUUUGUAAGAGGAAAAAAGUUCACGCAGGUUCAAAUAUCAUGGCGUACAGUCUUUCUGCGGGAAUGGUAGAAAUGGAUUCCGCUGAUUAUGAGGAUCCACAAGAUCUGGCUAUCCCGGCUCCAAGGGACCCCAUGCUACAGCUGAUCUCCCUCCAGAGGGCCUCUGGCUCCUGGCUACUGGAGUCCGCUCUGGCUGCCGUAUUUCGAAGGACCCUCAAGGAUGUGGAGAGUGCAACGCCUGUGUCGGUGAGCCCAGAAGUGUGGGCUACAGUUCUGGCUGUGAUCUGGCUCCAUGGCUUCAACAAUGAUGCUCAGGAGGAGUGGGAGUUUCUGGCAAUGAAGGCCGUGUCAUGGCUGCAUGGGGAAAAAGUGCCCGGCAUGACAGAGUGCGUAGAAGCAGGGAAUGUCCUGCUGGGAUGCCAGGUGCAGGAGUCUUCCAUGGGAAUGUGAGUGGUUCAGGGUGUCAGCAGGGCAGUGUGCCUGUUCUGUGGUUCACCGUCAGCUGGGGGAUAGUACACUUUUCAGGUCCUUCCCAGAGCUGUUGCUUGUCCUAAUGGCCUUUGAUUAUUUGUGCCUUUGUGAUUGUCUGCACUGGAGGUAUUCUUCCAGGAUAAGCCAUGUAACCCAAUCCACAAUGCGUGCUUUAAAGAUAAUAAUAUUAAAUUACAUUAUUCAUUUUAUCUUACAUUUUCCAACGGCUACAUGUAGCAGCCUACCUGUGUUUGGCAGGCUACCAAACCUGUGUUUUUUGCCCGAGUUAUUUGUAAUUUGGUGCCUGAAACAAAUGCUAACAAAAUGUGCUGUAAUUGGUAUCAACUGUUAUUUUUAUUUUAUAUUUUGCUUUAAUACAAGACAAAUGGCUUCCGUCCUCAUUUGUUUUCAUUACAAAUAGUCAUGGUGAUAUAAUAAACUCUACCAUAAAAGUGUGUGUGUUACCAUAAAAGUAAGACUAUCAUUUUAGAAUAUGAGUGUUUUUUCUAUUGUAGUGAACAUAGGAACCCUAUUGUAAUCAUUAGUAUUAGUACUUUCCUGACUUUUUGGCUCCAAAAGUUAUAAAAAAAAAAAGGCAGACUUGUAGAACUCGUAAAAUUAGUAAGAAAAAGAUGGGCCACAGUAACACAUAGUUGGCGCUAUAACAAGGCCUUGAAGUUCAGCACUUCAACAGGCUGCCAUAACCACUAUGACCACACAACUUGACCACAACUUGACCACACAACUUGACCAAACACCCACACUCAAAAAAGAUUUGGUGCCGAAACUGGUAAAAGCUGCAAACUCGGCACAAAUGUACCAUGUGACUGUGGGACGAUAUAAGGUGAUGCAUUCAUAGCAAUAAGGCCAAAGACGACAGAGCUUUACAGUUUAAAGUGAACUAUAUGCAUGUCACUGAUGUUUAAACCCCUCAAAAACACAGGAAGAGAACACUCUCAGACCAAACACCAAGUUGCAACACUAACUUCAUACCAAAAUGGGGAGCUCUACUCCAGGUCACCAGAGGAACUUACUCGCCAAUCAACUCGACAGCUAUGUUAUAUCACGUUCAGUGUUUUUCUGUGACCUGACCUGUGUGCUGUCAUAAGAUCUGCCUUUUACAUUUUUGUUGUUAAUGUUUUUGUUUUUCUGGGGCUCAUUUUUUUUUAUCAUCACGGACAUACAUGUUGCACACAAAACAAGCGGGUUACAUGAUGUGUAUAUAGGCAAAUUCGCAGUGGUUUAGGCCAAUCGGAAAACAGAUUGAAAUAACUGGGUUUCACAACAGAUCUGCCCUACAGUCUCCCAUCUCUCGCACCAUUACCAGAGCCUUAGAGCGAGUAUAUAACAACAGCUGUGGCUCCACAAUAUGACGAAACAGCUGGGGUCAUUGGUAAUCCUCCCGAAUCGCUGUACAGUUUUAUUUUUAACAGGCUAUAUUUGGAUAAAGCAGCCACAUAUAUUUCUGGAAUACUCACCAUAGAAUACAAAACAACUGACCCCUUCACUGGCGAAGUGUUUGUUAUUUGAGAAUCAGGCAUAUGCAUGAUACAUUUCAAAACAAGCAAGCACGAAUGCAACCAGGUACAAUGUACUAGUCUAUGUUGUCAGAGUUCAAAUGGCAAUAGGCUUUCAAGUCCCCCAUACAAAUAUUAUAUCUACAGAGGAAGGUGCCUGCUCGGUUAAUUUAAUGGUUAUUGUUACAUUGACGGUCAAAUUUACAUUAUUUGACUGCUGGAACAGAUUUGGCUGCAAAUCAUGCAUUAUGUACAAGAAUGUUGAUUAUGUGCAGAUGUUUUUCCUAAAACGUCUGCAUCUGUAAGGUAGGCCACGUUUUUUUUUUUUACCUUUAUUAAAUCAGUGAUUGCGCGAUUGAAUCUCAUAUUCACGAAAUGGAGCUGGGUCGAAUUACGGACACUACCUGGGUUUUCGGCGGAGCUAACAGUAUGAAGAUUAGGCCUACCUAUCACGAUGAUCGUUACCAAUUUAUCAGGAUUAUAGACCAAAUUAUCAGUAUUAUUGCUUUAUUGUUAGAAUCUGCUGAAUUUUUUUAUACGGUAGGCUACUGAAACACACAAUGAAAUCAGUGCGUGUUACACUGUUUUAUAUUGAAAACCACAAAAAGCAGCACUAGGCCCUUGUCUUCAUAAAAUGUAAUUAAUGCAGUACAUUUUUUAAUUAUGUAAACAUGAAACGUGUAUUAACCUCUUCAUUAGGGCCUUUUUUCUGAUAAUAUUUGUAAAUAAAUAUAUCUCCACAACUAUAAGGGCUAAAGGUAAAAUUGCUACCACAAGCAAGCUAUAACACCUGUGAGAUUGUUGUGCAAGUGAAAUAAUAAAUGUGGAUACUACUUGGUUAGAGUGAAAAAAGAGCACUGCAUAAGUGAAAGAUUUAAUUUCUGCCUGAAAUAAAUGUCAUGUUUUAGAUUUAAUUCCACCUAAAGCAUUAUCCAGCCCUACUAUACUAUAGGGCCAUAGGGCUAGAGCAAAGAAAGAGAGGUUUUAGGAGAGGUAGGUUUAGGCCAAAUCUUCAAAUAAAUCAAUAAAUCCAAUGCCAAUUGACAACAUCAACACGAUGAAACACCAACCGUUAGAUAUUUUGAGUAACAAUGUACAUUUUGACUACAGGCCAGACAAUCGCAAUUGCACCAUAGAGCCACCAGAUGGCGACGAAUAACCUUUAUUCUAAUUGAAGGACACUAUUUUCUCUGAAACCCCUCUCUGAAAAGACGUUUAGUUGCAAAAUGUAUACACUGGAUUAUCUGUUUAUGGUGUUUUAUAAGAUCAUACACCACUUAGAUGCCUAAAACAACAAA
Molecule: messenger RNA, 5573 nt
Organism: Gadus chalcogrammus (walleye pollock)
Lineage: Eukaryota; Metazoa; Chordata; Actinopteri; Gadiformes; Gadidae
Product: von Willebrand factor A domain-containing protein 5A-like
Exons: 19
Coding region: 284-2737 (817 amino acids)
Source: RefSeq, a predicted model, not a curated record